GGUGGGAUAUAUUAGGCAGCAAGUGAACAUUUUGUCCUCAAAGUUGAUGGGGGUCUUGUGGGGUGUUCCUGGUCUGCAGUGGUCAGUAUCUAUCAAAAGUGGUCCAAGGAAUGAACAGUGGUGAACUGGUGACAGGGUCAUGGGCGUUAAAGGCUCAUUGAUGCACGUGGGGAGCAAAGGCUGGCCCAUGUGGUCAGAUCCAACAGACGAGCAACUGUAGCUCAAAUUGCUCAAGAAGUUAAUGCUGGUUCUGAUAGAAAAGUGUCAGAAUACACAGUGAAUCGCAGUUUGUUGCAAAUAGCCGCAGACCAGUCAGGGUGCCCAUGCUGACCCCUGUCCACCGCCGAAAGCGGCAAUAGUGGGCAUGUGAGCAUCAGAACUGGACCAUGGAGUAAUGGAAGAAGAUGGCCUGGUCUAAUGAAUCACAUUUUCUUUUACAUCACGUGGAUGGCCGGGUGCAUGUGUGUUGCUUACCUGAGGAACACAUGGCACCAGGAUAUUCUAUGGGAAGAAGGCAAGCCGGCAGAGGCAGUGUGAUGCUUUGGGCAAUGUUCUGACGGGAAACCUUGGGUCCUGCCAUCCAUGUGGAUGUUACUUUGACACGUACCACCUACAUUAGCAUUGUUGCAGACCAUGAACACCCUUUGAUGGAAAUGGUAUUCCCUGGUGGCUGUGGCCUCUUUCAGCAGGAUAAUGCACCCUGCCACAAAGCAAAAAUGGUUCAGGAAUGGUUUAAAGCCCGGGAUACACUGCACGAUUUUUGGCUGUCCCAGAUGAAAGAUUGCCAUCGUGAAACAAUCGUGGUAAUUUCUGUGAUUGUGGCUCUUAAUCGGUGGUCCUAUGUCGUACAGUGAGAGAGGUUCAAAGACGGCCGUUUUCCUGGUCUUGCGACCAAAGAUAGCCUACGUUCAUUUUCUGACAGUGUCAGAAAUUCAGCAUGAUCAUCGCACAGUGUGUUUGCUGCUACAACCUACGUCUACUGACCAGCCAAUAAAAAUGUGACAUGAAAUCAACACGACAUGGCGCUAAAAAUUAAAACUGGUGUACAUAAGCAAGCAAAACAAUAAAACCCCUCAACACUCCCUUUUGGUGCUUUCCUGCUUAUUUCUAGAAAUCUGAUUUGCAAUACUGCUAAAUCUGUUGGUUUGUCUUUUUUUUUUUUUUUGGCUUAAUUGUGUUUGGGUGCUUGGAUAUGAGUUAAUUUAAUAUACUGUUAUCUCAGUGGCACAAAAGGUUCUCGAUGGAAUAAUAAUGUAUCUUGAAAACAUGUAAAAAGUUAUUUUCAACUAAUAACUUUAUACUACGUAUAUUUGAACGGAAGAAUCUUGCGUCUUUUGACUUUUGCAUUGUUUGUCCCUUUGUGAGACCCGUAGUCAUGUUGGAUGUCAGCAGGAGGCGUGUACGCGUUACAUCUACAACAGUUAACAGCCGCUGAGUGUCUCCACUCUAGCACUUUAGGCUCCAGUAAUACCAAUUGAUACCGAUGCUUAUAUCUAGAAACGUCGUAUAGCGCUGUGUUUUUAAAAUUAAACUUGUUUUGAUUUUUACAUAAUGUCAAGCUUAUUUUUGAUUGAUGUGGAUUGCUGUGGACGCCUGUAAAAUCUUGAAGAUUAUAAUCGGGUAAAUGCGAUCUGACUUCAGAAGUGGGAAAUAUGCGAAAAGACGUGAGGAUUCUGCUGGUUGGAGAACCCAAAGUGGGGAAGACAUCCCUGAUCAUGUCAUUGGUCAGUGAGGAGUUCCCAGCUGUGGUUCCUUACAGAGCUGAGGAGAUCACUAUACCAGCAGAUGUCACACCAGAGAGAGUCCCCACUCAUAUAGUAGACUACUCAGAAGCUGAACAAACAGAUGAACAACUGUAUCAAGAGAUAUCAAAGGCCAAUGUUAUAUGUAUAGUCUACUCAGUGAACAACAAGACGUCUAUUGAGAAGGUGACAAGUCACUGGAUUCCCCUGAUAAAUGAGAGAACAGACAAAGAUAGCAGGGUUCCGCUGAUCCUUGUGGGAAAUAAAUCUGAUCUGGUUGAACAUAGCAGUAUGGAGACUGUCCUUCCCAUCAUGAACAAAUACACAGAGAUAGAGACUUGUGUGGAGUGUUCAGCUAAGAAUCUGAAGAAUAUUUCAGAGUUAUUUUACUAUGCACAGAAGGCUGUCCUUCACCCUACAGGGCCACUCUACUGUCCAGAAAAGAAAGAGAUGAGGCCUGCCUGUGUUCGAGCAUUGACACGAAUUUUUAAGGUGUCAGAUUUGGACAACAAUGGCAUCCUCAAUGAUUAUGAGCUCACCUUUUUUCAGAGAACCUGUUUCAACAUCCCACUAGCCCCACAAGCCCUGGAGGAUGUAAAAAAUGUUGUAAGUAAAAACCUGACGGAUGGAGUGCGUGACAAUGGGCUCACUCUCAAAGGUUUCCUUUUCCUACAUACUCUCUUCAUCCAAAGAGGAAGGCAUGAGACCACGUGGACGGUACUGCGGAGGUUUGGAUAUGAUGACGAUCUUGAGCUGCAUCAGGACUACCUGUUUCCCCCGUUAAAAAUACCACCGGACUGCACCACAGAGCUCAAUCACAAUGCUUACCUGUUUCUACAGAGCAUUUUUGAUAAACAUGAUAAGGACAGAGACUGUGCUUUAUCCCCUGAAGAGCUUAUGGAUCUGUUCGAUGUUUUCCCCUACGUCCCCUGGGGAAUGGAUGUGAACAGUACCGUCUGCACUAAUGACCAGGGCUGGAUCACAUAUCAAGGCUAUCUCUCUCAGUGGACGUUAACCACUUACUUGGAUGUCCAGCGAUGUCUGGAAUAUCUUGGCUACCUUGGUUACUCCAUUAUUGCUGAGCAGGAGUCUCAGGCAUCUGCCAUAACAGUGACCCGUGAUAAGAAGCUCGACCUUCAGAAGAAACAGACGCAACGGAAUGUAUUUCGCUGUCAUGUGUUUGGACUAACUGGAAGUGGCAAAACUGGUUUCCUGCAGGGCUUCCUUGGCAGAAACCUUGUGCGUCAGAAGACAAUAAGAGAAGAGCAUAAAUCAUAUUAUGCAAUCAGCACUGCACAUGUGUACGGACAGGAGAAGUACUUGUUGCUCCAUGAGGUCUUUCCAGAUUUUGAUUUCCUGUCUGAGACAGAACUUUCAUGUGACAUUGUGUGUCUGAUCUAUGAUGUCAGCAACCCCUGCUCUUUUGAGUACUGCGCACAAAUCUUCAAGCAAUACUUCAUGGACAGUAAGACUCCAUGUAUGUUGAUUGCUGCAAAGUCAGACCUGCCAGAAACAAAACAGCAAUACUGUAUGACUCCACUGGAAUUCUGCCGCAAGCACAAGAUGCCUCCGCCUCAGUCCUAUACCUGUAACACAGCCGCGGCUCCAAGCAAAGACAUCUUCAUCAAACUCACCACCAUGGCUGUGUACCCCCAUGCGCGUCUGCGCUGCAUGUGUACCUGUAACAGGUGCACCUUCUGUCUGUGUCAGAACUUCCUCAACUCUGAGCUUGUCCAGACGGUUCGGACCAAACUCUACACUGUCGUCUUUAGCAGACAUAUUACACAUGCUGACCUGAAGAGCUCUACUUUUUGGCUCCGAGCAAGUGUUGGUGCCACGGUUUUUGCUGUGCUUGGCUUUGCCAUGUACAGAGCCCUCCUCAGAUCUCGAUGAGCAGACACUAAAACUUACUUCACUCACUUCCUGUAUGCCCUAGCUAUCUCCCAUUUGCAGAGGAACCAAUAGGAACAAGAAUAUUUUGUUUUUAAAAAGGAAAGGAUAAAGCAACAUACAGUUGCAAGAAAAAGUAUGUGAACCACUUGCAGAAUCUGUGAAAAAUGUUAAUAAUUUUAACAAAAUAAGGGAGAAUACAAAAUGCAUGUUAUUUUUUAUUUAGUACUGUCCUGAGUAAGAUAUUUUACAUAAAAGUUGUUUACAUAUAAUCCACAAGACAAAAAAAAUAGCUGAAUUUAUUAAAAUAACCCCAUUCAUAAGUAUGUGAACCACUGAUUCUUAACCAUGAUUCUUAACCAACAAAAAAACAGUCGUAGAUCAUCCAGGUAACAGUAGUUUUUUUGAUUUUUGAUGGUUGAGUCCCUUGUUUGUCCUCAGUUAAACUGAGCUCUGUUCUUCAGAAAAAAUCUCCAGGUCCUGCAGAUUCUUCAGUUUUCCAGCAUUUUUUGCAUAUUUGAACCAGUGACUGAAUGAUUUUGAGAUUCGUCUUUUCACACUGAGGACAACUGAGGGACUCAAACACAACUUUUAAGAAAGGUUCAAACAUUCACUGAUGCUCCAGAAAAAAACAUGAUGCAUUAAUAGAUGGGGGGUGAAAACAUUUGGAAUUUGAAGAUCAAGGUAAAUUGUAUUUAAUUUGUCUUCCGGGAAACAUGCAAGUAUUUUCUGUUGCUUCCGAAGGGCAGUACUAAAUGAAAAAAAUAAUAAUAAUAUUCAAGCGAAAUAAGAAAAAUUUGGACCUCUUCAUCCUGUUCAAAAGUUUUCACCCCCCGACUCUUAAUGCAUCGUGUUUCCUUCUGAAGCAUCAGUGAAUGUUUGAACCUUUUUUAAUAGUUGUGUUUGAGUCCCUCAGUUGUCCUCCAUGUGAAAAGAUGGAUCUCAAAAUCAUUCAGUCACUGUUGUAAAGGGUUCAAAUAUGCAAAAGAUGGUGGAAAACUGAAUAAUUUUUAGGACCUGGAGAUUUUUUCUGAAGAACAGAGCUCAGUUUAACUGCUCAGAAUAAACAAGGGACUCAUGAACAAACAUCACACAACAAAAAAACAGUCGUAGAUCAUCCAGGUAACCACACACAGUAUUAAGAAUCAAUGGUUCACAAACUUUUGAACUGGGUCAUUUUAAUAAAUUCAGCUAUUUUUUUUCUUAUGGAUUAUAUGUAAACAUCUUUUAUGUAAAAUAUCUUACUCAGGACAGUACUAAAUAAAAAAUAACAUGCAUUUUGUAUGAUCUCUCUUAUUUUGUUAAAAUUUUGCACAUUUUCACAGAUUCUGCAAGUGGUUCACAUACUUUUUCUUGCAACUGUAGCUGUUAUAUUUAAUUAUUGUCAUAUAGAAUCUUGAGACUAUUUGAGAUGGAAAAUUAGAAUGUUUUUCUUUAAACAUAAUACAAGCAAACUGUAAAUAUGUACAUGAGAGAGAAUAUUUAUUUGUUGCCGUGUGAAUAAAACAUAUAGCAUUCAUAUUUAAAGCAAACAAAUGCAACACUAUGCUCUCACUUUUGUCUCAAACUGUCAAAUAAACUCUUAGUGGUCUAUGGUCCACGGUUUUUGAACCAAAACCAACCAAGUGGCAGAUAAGACCGGAAGCCUUGUCGCCUUCCUGUGUAAUGUGAAACUGUGGAAACACUCCAUCUUUAGCUCCAACCCGAAUCAAACACACCUGAACCAGCUAAUCAAGGUGUUCAGGGUUGCUUGAUAAUUACAGACAGGUGUGUUGGAGCAGGGUUGGAACUGAAAUCUGCAGGACGGUAGCCCUCCAGGAGCAGGGUUGGAGAUACCUGUUCUAGACUUUAUUUGCAUGCUUUAAUGUUUUAAGACUUUCACAUCAUUCUUCAGAAAUAAUUUAUCAACUGAUUUUUUUUUUUUUUUCUUGUAAGUUUGCAUCUUUUUCCAACCUUUCAAUAAACAGGUUCUGCAAUAGUGUAUUUUGUGAAAUCAAAUUUUCUUGCAGACAGUGGUAAACUAGAAAUACAGAAUACUUUAUCUUAAUUUAAAGAAGGAUGUGUUCUUGGAAAUGGUUCCUGGUUGAAUAUGUAUCAGAAAAAAGGUCUGAUAUUGCUGUUAAAUAACACCUACAAAUAUUAUGUAUUAUUUAUAUUUUAUAUAUAUAUAUAUAUAUACAUAUACACACUGUGUUCCAAAUUAUUAUGCAAGUGACAUCAGUAGGAUUUCAGUACAAUAAACAUUCAGAUUUUAGUUUUUCUAAGAAAGUGUUUGUUUGUUUGUUUGUUUGUUUAUCCAUGUCUUUUUAGAUAACUGGUAUCAAUCUCAGACAAAAUAAUUUGCCAGGUCUACUUAGGUAAAUGGAAACCCUACUUAGAGGUUGUUCCACAUUAUUAAGCAAGUCACAGUUCUCAUGCAAUGUGGAGAGGAAGAAAGAUCUUUCUGGAGAUGAAAAGCAUGAAAUGGUGCAAUGUUGUGCAAAAGGCUAACAUUGUGUGAAAACUAAAUGCAGAUUUUUGAAGUAUAAGAUUUGUGAGUGAUUUAGAGCACAACAGAAUUCGGUCAGAUAAAGGCUUAUUAAGGAAAGUUUCUGUCAAACAAGUUAAUUGUAUUAAAAGGGCAGCUAUAAAAAAGCCAGUGUUGAGCAGCAAACAGGUGUUUGAAGUUGCUGGUGUCUUGAGAACCUCUCUAUGCAGGUUGGCGGUUAUGUGUAAAAUCACAUUUUAGCCACCACUAACCAAACCUCACAAAGAGAAACAUUUGCAGUCAGUAUACAUUUUCAAACAGUUUUAUUGCUGUGGUGUUUUUUUGCAGCAUGGGAUAGUGCAUAGUAUUUCAGAAGGCACUAUCCUUCUUUUUAUACCAUAGCAGAAAAUGGCCAUGAAAAAUGGUUAUGAACUCCACAUAUCUUGAUGAAGUCAUUUUGACAACCUCAGAGACCCUAAAGGGACCUUCCAUCUCACUUCCCAGUAUUCCAGCCCAAAUCAACACCCGCCAGCUCCCUGCUGACAUCGCAGUCUUGUUGGAACGUGGUGGCCAUUCACCAACCAUCCAGAAAGCCAUCCAUUUAGACCAUUCAUUGUAAUAUGGCAUUCGUCAGUGAAUAAAACUAUUUAAAAAUGAGUCUUUAUGUAUUUCUAAACCCACUGUAAAUGUUUCUCUUUGUGACGUUUGGUUAGUGGUGGCUGAAAUGCAUCUUUACACACAACUGCCAACCUGCAUGGAGAGCUUCUCAAGACACCAGCAGCUUCAAAUACCUGUUUGCUACUCAACACUGGCUUUUUUUAUAGCUGCCAUUUUAAUACAAUUUAAUACAACUUAACAAAUGUGGAGUACAAUUUACAUUUAAAACACAUCAGGCAAUUGUUCUUGCCUUUAUAUUGAAAAGACACUUUACGAUUGCAUUGAGCACUAUAUGUAAACUGAAAUAUGUUAUAUGACUACACCUAUGAUCAAAAUAAACAUAAAAUUGAAAAAAACAUAUUUUGUCUUUUAUCAUAAUAUAUCAAUUUUGUACUAUUAGACAAAAAAGAAAUUAAUGCCUGUAUAAAAAGGAUGCAAGCUGACGUUCUGUUUUUGUAGCGAUAAAAUUACAUGUCUUAAAGUACCUUUAACAGAGGUAUAGAUGAAAGAUGAAAAGACUAAUUUUAUGCUAACAAACAAAGCUGAUGAUUCAGUAAAGUCUUGUGGUUCAGCUGGAGCAUCAUCAUGAACAUCAACACUCCUGCAGAGUGACUUCUUAUUCACUACAUUUUGACACA
Molecule: messenger RNA, 7394 nt
Organism: Ctenopharyngodon idella (grass carp)
Lineage: Eukaryota; Metazoa; Chordata; Actinopteri; Cypriniformes; Xenocyprididae
Gene: rhot1b
Product: ras homolog family member T1
Exons: 20
Coding region: 1653-3635 (660 amino acids)
Biological process (GO): mitochondrion organization; small GTPase-mediated signal transduction; regulation of mitochondrion organization
Cellular component (GO): mitochondrial outer membrane
Molecular function (GO): GTP binding; calcium ion binding; GTPase activity
Source: RefSeq, a predicted model, not a curated record